GAGUUCCGCGAUGCAAAUAAUGUGAAAUUAUAGUCAAAUACACCUAAAAAUCUGUGCAUGAAUAAGAAAGCAACGAUCAUAUAAUUAUAAGGAAAAUAAUUUGAAUUAUCUUGAUAUCGAUUCGAUAUUUCGAAUUAUUAUGAUAAUCGAAGUAUCGAUUAUUUUUAAUUUGAAAUACCCCAUCUCCCCAUCACAACUCAAAAGGACAAUACAAAAUAUUAAAAAACAGGAAGAUCUAUCUCAUCUUUGAUAUCUCAAACAAAUGGCAGUGGCAAAUAAAGAACAUUCCGAGGUUGAGACAACUUUUAGGCAUGACGUGAUAAAGGAGGUCUUGAAAUCCAAAUUUGUCAACCCAAAAAAUAAGAUUUCUGACGAAGCUGUGGAACUCGUUUCAGAAAUAGCUAAAAUGUUGGUAAUUGAAACAGCUGCUAGGAGUGCUAAACAAGCAAAAGCAGAAAAUCGAUCUGCUGUUACUCUAGAACAUGUUGAGACGAUCCUGCCACAAUUGAUGCUGGACUUUCCAUGAAUAAAGAACAGAAAUUGGAUAAUAUUUCAAAAGACUCAAACUACUUGUAAAUAUUUCAUCUCAAUUGAAGUGAAACCAUGAGUUCAAGGAAAUUAACUUUACCAUAUACAGAUUGAAUAUGAUUUACAGCAGUCAUCUUCAGUAAAUACCAAAUAAAAUAUUUGACCUUAUAGUUAAACAUGCUUAAGAAAACAUUUUAAUUAUUAUAUAAAGAUGAACACAAUGUAAUAUAAAACUAAACAUUC
Messenger RNA from Leptinotarsa decemlineata (Colorado potato beetle), 771 nucleotides. Its product is annotated as centromere protein X. Gene Ontology annotation, cellular component: Fanconi anaemia nuclear complex; FANCM-MHF complex. Gene Ontology annotation, molecular function: protein heterodimerization activity. NCBI's taxonomy places the organism in Eukaryota, Metazoa, Arthropoda, Insecta, Coleoptera, Chrysomelidae. Gene Ontology annotation, biological process: kinetochore assembly; DNA repair; resolution of meiotic recombination intermediates. The record is from RefSeq and is a predicted model, not a curated record.